Molecule: messenger RNA, 1613 nt
Organism: Protomyces lactucae-debilis
Lineage: Eukaryota; Fungi; Ascomycota; Taphrinomycetes; Taphrinales; Protomycetaceae
Exons: 1
Coding region: 173-1600 (475 amino acids)
Biological process (GO): ubiquinone biosynthetic process
Cellular component (GO): mitochondrion
Source: RefSeq, a predicted model, not a curated record
GUUUCAUUUGUGAAAGCGUGCCGCUCCAUCUGGAGGUUCGCAUCACGUGGAAGACUUUUAGUUCUAUUGGCUAAAUAUUUUUAUUGACCAAAGUGCAGCUUUAAAGCAAGCAAGCUCAACUUGCUUAAGCCAUCAAACCACUUCUUCAGCAGUCCGCUGUCUGGCCUAUGGCAUGCUCAAGAAUCUUUUCAAGCCUACUCCAGUACGAGCUCUCGUCCGGACACAGUCCACAUCAAGUCUUGACAAGACAAUAAGAUGUGCAAUCAUCGGAUCCGGUCCUGCUGGCUUCUACACUGCUUCUCGUCUGCUCUCGCAUUACCCAAAUUGUAGUAUUGACAUUUACGAAGCUUUGCCCGUGCCAUAUGGUUUAGCUCGGUAUGGCGUGGCACCCGAUCACCCAGAGGUCAAGAAUGUCACACACAAAUUCGACGAAGUAGCUAGCUCUAAACGCGUCCGGUUCUUUGGCAACGUUCAUGUCGGCAAAGACGUCUCAUUGAAGUCUCUAGCCUCGUGUUAUGACAGUAUUGUCUUUUCCUAUGGCGCGUCUUCAAAUAGGUCGCUAGGUGUCCCAGGAGAAGACUUACCGGGUGUUGUCACGGCACGAUCGUUCGUUGGUUGGUAUAACGGAUUACCCGAAACGGCUGAAUUGGGUGUAGACCUACGAAAGGUUAAGCAAGCAGUCAUUGUUGGUCAGGGCAACGUGGCAUUAGACAUAGCCCGGAUUUUGCUUUCAAGUGUGGACAGUUUACGGAAGACCGACAUUAGCGCCGAUGCACUUCAAUGUCUCUCUGAGAGCAAAAUCGACUCAGUCUCUAUUGUUGGUCGACGCGGUCCUCUUGAGGCUUCUUAUACCAUCAAAGAAGUUCGCGAGCUUAUCAAGCUCCCUGAAGUACACUUCAUAAACAGUCAGCGGCAGCUCUACGUCGAUGCCUUGAGUCAGCCCCUUGCAAGGCCACAAAAGCGUCUCAUGGAACUGCUUGCGAAGAGCCAACCGACCCUGGAGAAUGACCGUCAAGCACAAUGGGAUUUCCGGUAUCGUUUGUCUCCCACGAGAUUUUGUGGAAGUAGCGGGCUGGAGCGUGUCGAGUUUCAGGUCAAUGAUCUCAAGACAUCUGGCGAUCGUGUGGUGGCAGUUGGGACCGACCAAAAGUACAUUGAAGAAGCACAAGUCGCCUUCACUAGCAUCGGCUACAAAGCUGAGCCUCUCUUGGGCAUGUCUGAUAUUGGCAUCAUCUUCGACACGACUCGCAACAUUAUUCCGAAUGAGGCUGGUCGGGUGCAGACUCUGGACGGCACAUUGGCUGGACUGUAUUGCGCAGGAUGGGCCAAGAAUGGUCCGGUCGGAGUCAUCGCAUCCACUAUGCGAGACGCAUAUGAGACUGCAGACAAUAUUCUUUUGGAUUGGCGUGCCGGCCUUACGAGAUCAGUGGAGGGCAACUCUUCAGCUUUUGUCAAGCGUCUGAGCCAGUCUUGUGCAGUCAUCGAUUGGAAUGGUUGGAAGCGUAUCGAGCAAUUUGAAUUCGAAUGCGGUCAGAGACUCGACAGGCCAAGUGUCAAAGUAACGGAUGUCAAAGAGAUGAUUCGAAUAGCUGCCAAAUAGCAGGGCGAUGUGU